Apiotrichum porosum is the source of this 1191-nucleotide messenger RNA. RefSeq lists its product as uncharacterized. The transcript is spliced from 4 exons. Lineage: Eukaryota; Fungi; Basidiomycota; Tremellomycetes; Trichosporonales; Trichosporonaceae. Bases 1 to 1191 code for a protein of 396 amino acids. The record is from RefSeq and is a predicted model, not a curated record.
AUGCGUGACCUGCUUUCCAGCGAGAACGAUGGACAUAAGCGGCACCCCAACGCUUUUACGCACACGCUAGACGUGGCGCCCGGCGAGAGCAAGAGCGAGGAGAUGGAGGGACCACCCGCGUUCGCCAACAUCAAGGACGACGCUGUACCUCUCGAGGCUCUGAAGGAGCGUAAACCAGACGUGGAUCUCGAAGAGGGAUGGGCUCUGGAAGAGCUGCCAGAGGCAGAAGGAGGAGACUCAAGCUUAGAGGAAGCCGAGGAUGCUGGCAUCGAGGAUCCCACCACCCCUCAAAGCUUCAUCAAAGAAGAGGGCGUGUACUUGUCUCGCCGUGACCUCGAGGCCAUCAACGUGCAAUGCAGUCGCUACGCACAGCGCUCGAAAUCAAGUCGCAUUCACGUCUUAAAGGCGUACGUCACUGCCAAGAGGAUUUCGCAGGAGUCUGGGCAGCAAGAGGUGGAAAAGUUGUGCGCGAUAUCGGCAACCCGCUUUUUGGCCAAGAUGGCGCAUAUGUACCCUUGGAUGUACAGGCUCGAUGGCGACCAGCCCCGGCCCGCCGGCGUGCUCUGGAAAACGGUGUUAGCUGAAUCGAUGGUCAUCAGUGUCGAAGGCACCUCGCUAUACAUGUGGGCGCUGUACAAGGCGUACAAAGGCAACAGUAAUGGAGAGGACGUGUUUCGCGAGCUCCUCAAGCCCGAUGCCGACGUCGACGUGUUGUUCUGGCGCACCUUUAGCGACGAGGAGCUUAAAGACCUCAACUUUAGCUGUCUAUACGUUUUCGGUUCAUCGCCCGAGCCGAAUAAGAGGCGGCGGGCAUAUGUGGGAAUGACGAACAAUCUUCGUACGAGGUGGCGUGGUCACCGAGGAAAGGCAGGUAUAGCCAUUGCGGCCUUGGGAACGGAGGCAGGAGUGGCGAGUGGGUACCUCGCCGACAUCCUCCGCCAAAAGAGGACCGCGUGGGGGUGGCUCGCCAAGUACGGCUCGCCCGCGUUCCACUUGGCCACCGCCAGCCCUUCCAGUAGCACCCCAGGUCCCGACGGCCUGAGGCACUGGUGGAUGGUGGCUUCCCAAGAGCAUGUGCAACAGAUGUGGAAAGUGCAGGGCGGCUGCGGCGCAUACAGCGCCAGCAAAGGUCUCGACCGUCUCGUCGCGCUCGUGGAAGAAGGUGCACAUCUCGCGGCUGCCUCGUCGUAG